AAGACCCAUAUCAUGGCGGCGCUGGUCCCGCUUGUGACCGACGACGGCCAUGGGUGCUGGCAGAUGCAUGAGGACGCGACGCUCCUCCUCGAGAGCGACAAGCGUGCGUUGCAGAAGAUCUCGGUCGUCGGCGUCAUUGAUGCCCUCCCGCCCAAGCAUGCCAGAGCGCACGGCUUGCACAUGGUCAAGGACCCGAUCAAGGUCGAAGACGACGGGACGCUCACGUUCCUCGUCGUGCUCCAGCACCCGAUGCUCCACGAGCAGCCGGCGUGGGCCUCGCUUCUCUUCCUUCUCUCGUCGCACGUGCUGUACGUUCGUGACGGCGCCAUUGCGCGCGACGGCUUUGCCAACUUGAGCUUCGUCCAGCACCUCCUGAAUGUCGACGUCGUCUCGUCCGACGAGCAGGCCGCGCAUCCAGACCUCAACACGACCGUGCUCAAGCGUCUUUUGCCAAAGCUCACGUUCAUCGCGGUCGACCUCGAGAAGAAGGAGUGUGGCGGCGACGCGUUCCCUCUCUACCUCGAGAAGGCGCUUGCGACCCCGAAGGCGUCGCACGAUGGCCUCUCGCAGGCGCUCAUCACGCAGCUCUUUACGAGCCGCGACUGCGUCGGCAUCAAGGCCAACACGUUCAAGGUGCCCGGUGCGCCGCACUCGGCGGCCAAGGUCCUCAGCGUCGCGACCGACCCGCUCCCGCCCAAGACGUUCUUUGGCCGGUUCCUCUCCUGCGGCGUCUUUGUGCAUCUGCUGAGCGCGCUCGUCGCGGCCAAGGACGCGGAGCGCUGGGACUUUCGGGCCGUCGCGUUCGCCGUCUCGCGCGCGUACUGGCAAAACCUGCUGGAUGCAGCGAUCACCAUGUAUGCGGACCACAUGCACGCCAAGCUGCUGCCGUACGACGACGUCGAGCUCGACAACGGCAUGGUGGUGGCGCUCACCGAGGCCAAGCUCCAUGGCGGCGACGCCGGCCUCGACAACGACGACGUGAUCCUCAUCGACCGCAGCAACAACUGUGUCACGUUUGACGAGUAUGGCAACCUCAAGAAGAGCCACUCGAGUGGCGCCAAGCCGACGCUCGACGUCGGGAUCCUCACGUUUCUCAAAACGUCCAAGGCGCUCAACCGGCAAAUGACGAUGGUCGCGCCCAAGCCCACGGUCGCCAACCCGUGGUGCGACCCGUACUUGGUCAACAUGCGUGAGUACGAAGUCCCGACCAAGUACAUUCACCAAUUUCCGAAGCGUGAGAAGCUCCCGCUCGAAGCGAGCGCGCUCUCAAGCGUGCACUACGCGUGUCUCGCGGCCGCCUCGUCCCUUCUGCAUCCGUUCAUGGCGCUCUCGGUGGCCCGUGAAGAUGCGUGCUUUCGCGGCGAAUGGAGCUUCCGCGUCGGUCGGAGCCACCUCGACGACGCCGCGGGACGCGUCUGGCGGGACAUAUCGCUCGCCAACACUGCGAGCUCGGCGGCGUUCUGCACGCGCCUCAUCCAGUGUCUCCACACGGCCGUUUUGCACAAGACACUGGCCGACGAGGACAAGAGCCGGCUCGUGCGCCACCUGAUUGCCUACCGCAGCAACAUUGAGGCGCUCAUCUCGCAGUACAACUUUGUCGCGAAGGGCCCGGCCGCCUCGGCGGUCCUCGCAGGCUUUCUCUCGUCGGUCGUCCGACACCGCCUCUAUGCGGCCGUCGCGGCGUCCGAAGCCCAUUUUGAAGCGGCGCGCGCGCAGCUGACGACCCAGGUCCACGACGCGACCUCGCAUCUCCUGGCCCUCGAAGACGCGAUCCGCGACGCCGAAGAGACGCGCAAGACGUGUCUGCGCAACGAGAUGGCCCAAGAUGCGCUUGUCGAAGCGCGCAAGCUCGAGCAGCUCGGGACGAUCCAGGGCGCGAUCGCCGAGACCCAAGCGCAGAUCAACGCGGCGCUCCGAGAGAAGGAAGCGCUCUUCGCCAACACGGUGCAGACGACGCAGGCGACGGUCGCGACGGUCGAGAUCAUUGCGAAGAAGCCGAAGGAGUACGCGGGCUACCUCUUUCGACAGGAGGGCGGCGGCCUCUUUGGCGCCAAGUGGAAGCAGUCGUUUUUUGUGCUCAAAGACGGCCGGUUCCUCACCUUCAAGGCCAAGAGCUACUACGAGGAAGGCCGCGAGAGCAUGGAAGCGCCGCUCAACGUCGCAGGGUACACGGUGCUGCAGUCGAGCAAGAAUGCCAACGAGUUCAAGCUCGCGCCGCCCGUCGCCGGCCGCACGUUUGUGUUUCGCGCGCCCACGGACGAGAUGCGCGAGACAUGGGUCCACAAGUUCAACGAAGCGUCCAACUACUCCUAGUCAAGAUUACAUCAUCUUUACUCGUCGUCCCAGUCGCUGGCCGCGGUCGCCGCGCCAAAGGUGACCUACCC
Messenger RNA from Saprolegnia parasitica CBS 223.65, 2384 nucleotides. RefSeq lists its product as hypothetical. The record is from RefSeq and is a predicted model, not a curated record. NCBI's taxonomy places the organism in Eukaryota, Oomycota, Saprolegniomycetes, Saprolegniales, Saprolegniaceae. The transcript has a single exon. The coding region runs from base 13 to 2313 and encodes 766 amino acids.